Molecule: messenger RNA, 1202 nt
Organism: Cricetulus griseus (Chinese hamster)
Lineage: Eukaryota; Metazoa; Chordata; Mammalia; Rodentia; Cricetidae
Source: RefSeq, a predicted model, not a curated record
AAUUAUCCCGAGGGGCACUUCCGGCGGGCCAAAAUGGCCGCGACCGUUCAGGACUCACGUGUGCGCGCGGGGAAAAAGCUGAAGCGUUCCCUGAAGAGGAAGAAAAAGAUGAAACUGGUAGCCAAGGCCGAAAUGUCGAACCCGGAAGACGAGCUCAAGCACUCUUCCGACGGAGAAGGUUCAGAAGGAAGCGGUGAAUCAGAAAUGGACCAGUUGUCGGAGGAUGGCGCAGUAGAAGCUGACAGUGAGGACAAUGUUGACUCCUGUGAAGAAGAAAAGGAAGAUGCAGAGCCAAGUGCUGGGACUAAUUCUGGCUGGGCAGACGCCAUGGCUAAAAUCCUGAACAAAAAGACUCCUAGCAGUAAACCCACCAUCCUCACCAAAAACAAGGAGCUGGAGAAGGAGAAGGAGAAGCUAAAGCAGGAGAGGCUGGAGAAAAGGAAGCAGCUUGAUAAGAAGAGGGAGUGGGAAAUGAUGUGCAGAGUGAAGCCAGAUGUUGUCAAAGACAAAGAGGCAGAGAGGAACCUUCAGAGGAUUGCGACGAGGGGUGUGGUGCAGUUAUUCAAUGCUGUCCAGAAACACCAAAGGAAUGUUGGUGAGAAGGUUAAGGAAGCAGGAGGUUCCAUCAGGAAGCGAGCUAAGUUGAUGUCAACUGUUUCCAAGAAGGAUUUCAUCAGUGUUCUCCGAGGAAUGGAUAGUACAAAUGAGAACAGUUCUGCUGCUACGAACCCCAAAGCCAGACAGACUGAAAUGAAGUCAGAAGAGGGCCCCGGGUGGAAGAUUCUGCAAGACGAUUUCAUGAUGGGAGCCAGUAUGAAGGACUGGGACAAGGAGAGUGAUGAACCCGGGGGCGGCAGGGCAGGGUCGGCCAGUGACUGAGCAGAUGGGAGCCUCCAGUUCUCCUCCAAAGACGUUGUGUCUGACUGUUGGGAGCUAUGAGGCCAUCUGGUAAAUACCCGGACUUCCUGAGAACACCUGCUCCAGUGAGCUCCUUCAUGUGCAAACUGUAGUAAAAUUGUGUAUUUAAUCCUUAUGUAACUUUAGGCAUUUUCCCAAAAUAUUUGUACAAAGAACUACUUUCCUUUCUUGAGCAUUCAGAUGCCAUUUCUCUGGGAUCCUUACAUGUGAGCACAUACCCAUCAUGCAGCUAUGUUUCUAAAGUGCUGACCAUUUAUGAUUAAAUUGAAUUUGAUGUAAGAUUU